This is a messenger RNA of Mytilus trossulus (common blue mussel), 2847 nucleotides long. RefSeq names its product zonadhesin-like. Gene Ontology annotation, cellular component: extracellular matrix. The transcript is spliced from 13 exons. The record is from RefSeq and is a predicted model, not a curated record. Bases 1 to 2847 code for a protein of 948 amino acids. Gene Ontology annotation, biological process: blood vessel development; regulation of angiogenesis. NCBI's taxonomy places the organism in Eukaryota, Metazoa, Mollusca, Bivalvia, Mytilida, Mytilidae.
AUGAUUAAGGGCAUCGUGAACGGCGGAUGGGCAUCUUUCAAACCAUGGUCGGAAUGGACACAGUGUAGUCGCAGUUGUGGAGGAGGACUAAGGGAGAGGAAAAGAUAUAGACAUUGUACAAAUCCUCGACCCUUACAUGGCGGCAAAAAAUGUGAAGGACUAGAUAAUGAUGACAUGUUUGAAGAUUGCAAUACGCUGGAUUGUCCUAGCUUCUGCACAUGCUUUGGAUACGGCGAUCCUCACUAUUACACACCAGAUGGUGCAGAGAUACAUUUUAUGGGAACUUGUAAAUAUACAUUAUGGAAGUCUACAAUACCAAAUGAUGCAUGUUCAUUCAGAGUUGAAACGAAAAAUGAGAGAAGAUAUGGUCAAACGCACGUUGCAUACACACGAAUGAUUGAUUUUUUCAUUGAACAAAACCAAAUUCGCAUUCUUCAAGGUGGUAUUACUUUGUUGAAUGGCAUAGCUGUAGGAUUACCGACAUCAACAGCAAACAACUCUAUCGAGAUUACAAGAAGUGGAAGUUACAUCACAGCAAUUCAUUCCAAAUGUAACAUACGUGUCCAGUUUGAUGGUUCUCAUAUGAUUGACGUUAAGGUUUCUAAAAACCACUUCGGUGGAAAUUUAACUGGACUAUGUGGAAAUUGCAACGGAAAUGUCAAGGAUGACUAUCAGACCAAGUCAGGAACAGAUGUUUCCGGUUUGGGUUGGGCCGGCUAUGCAUCCAUCGGAAAUAGUUACAAAGUAUUGGAUGAUUCUGAUCAACCAGAUUUGAAUUGUGCUGAUGCUGAAGCCCCAGGUGAAUGUUCUGAUAAAGAUAAGGAACUAGCCAAGACGGAUGAUUAUUGCGGGUACCUUUUAUCAGAUUCAAGUCCAUUCAAGAUAUGCAGAGACUCAAAGAAAGUAGACUUCACCAAGAUGUACUCCAGCUGUGAAUUUGAUGUUUGUUCCUCUGAUAAAAAUAAUGCUAAUUGUCAAACGUUGGAGAGUACUGCACUUGCUUGCAGUCAACAUGGAUAUAGAGUUAAAUGGAGGAGCUUAAAAUUUUGUCCCGUGACUUGCACAGGAGAUUUUGUUUAUAAAACAACAGUAUCUUGCACCAAUACAUGCGAUAAUCCAACAGCAACUCAGAAUUGUCAGGACCCACCUGUCGAUGGAUGUACAUGUCCAGAUAAAACAUAUUUGAAUGGUGGUAAAUGUGUGACAAUUGAAAAAUGUGGAUCAUGUAAUCUUAAAAUUGGUGGCAUAUCAUCAAAAUUGGCAUUAGGCGAUGUUUAUCCAAAAGGUGAUUGCAUUUUGUCACAAAUGUGUGACUUGGUAAAUGGUACCUUCGAACUAGUUACUAUUCCAGCGAAAAAAAGCUGUGCAUUAGACGAAUGGUGUAAAACAAACAAUUUUGGCAUGUACGAGUGUACAAAGAAGCCAAUUAAUGGUGGUUGGCAAAUAACUGUCAACUGGUCAGACUGGAGUUCUUGUAGUAAAACAUGUAAUGGUGGAAUUCGCAAGAGAACACGUGGCAGAAGUUGUACAAACCCGAAACCGCAGUACGGAGGCACAUCUUGUUCUGGAUCUAUUACAGAAACCUCGUAUGAAAGCUGUAACACACUUGAGUGUCCUAGUUUUUGUUCGUGUGAAGGCUCGGGAGAUCCUCACUAUUACACUCCAGACGGUGCUGUUAUACAUUUUAUGGGGACUUGCAAAUACACUUUAUGGAAAUCAACAAUUCCAAGCGAUCAGUGUGAAUUUAAAGUCGAGACUAAGAAUGAGAGACGAUAUGGCUAUAUGCAUGUUUCCUACACAAGAAUGAUAGAUUUUUACAUGGGGAAUACACAAAUUCGUUUCUUGCACGGCGGAAACGUGCUGAUCGACGGUUACCGAGCAAGUUUACCAGUGAAAACUGGAAAUGACAGUAUUGAGUUAUCCAGAAGUGGUAGUUUUAUAUCUGCCGUGCACUCCAAAUGUAACAUACGCGUUCAGUUUGAUGGCUACCAUUUGGUCAAUGUAAAAGUGUCUAAAGGUUACUUUGCUGGAAAUUUAACUGGGAUAUGUGGAAACUGUAAUGGAAACUAUAAAGACGAUCUCCAGACCAAAGAGGGAACAGAUGUUUCAACUAAAGGAGGACAAGGUUAUGCUGACAUCGGGAACAGUUACAAAGUAACAGAUGAUUCAGACCUACCGGAUGAAAAUUGUGCUGAUGUCCCUCCAUUAAAAGAUUGUACAGAGGACAAACGGAAAUUGGCCAAAACAGAUAAAUAUUGCGGCUUUUUGGCAACAGAUACUAGUCCAUUCAAAGCAUGUAUGGAUUCAAAGAAAGUAAAUUUUGACCAGUUGUACAGUAGUUGUGAAGUUGACUUCUGUAAUUCAAAUAGAACCUAUGUACAUUGUCAAACUCUCCAGACUGCUGCUUUAGCUUGUAGUCAGCAUGGAUUUCAAACAAAAUGGAGAACACCCACCUUUUGUCCAUUAAAAUGUGAUGGUGGACUCGUAUACAAAUCGGCAAUAUCAUGUACCAAUACAUGUGAUAAUCCAACAGCCGAUCAAAAUUGUCAAGACCCGCCGGUAGAUGGGUGCACAUGUCCUGAUAAAACAUUUUUAAAUGGGGAUAAGUGUGUAACGAUUGACAGAUGUGGAUCUUGUAGAUUGAACAUUGGAAGAGGAACUUCAAAGCUCGCUUUAGGUGACGUUUAUCCAAAAGGUGACUGUAUCAAAUCACAGAAAUGCAUUUCGAAAAAUGGAACCUUCAACAUAGUAUCAGUACCGGCGUCCAUAUCAUGCUCAUCAGAUGAAUGGUGCAAGCUAAAUAAGCUCGGUGUAUACACGUGUACUAAGAAACCUGGUAAAUAUUAG